This is a messenger RNA of Pelecanus crispus (Dalmatian pelican), 375 nucleotides long. RefSeq names its product feather keratin 4. Gene Ontology annotation, molecular function: structural constituent of cytoskeleton. The record is from RefSeq and is a predicted model, not a curated record. Gene Ontology annotation, cellular component: intermediate filament. NCBI's taxonomy places the organism in Eukaryota, Metazoa, Chordata, Aves, Pelecaniformes, Pelecanidae.
AUGUCUUGCUAUGACCUGUGUCCACCCACCACCUGUGGCCCAACCCCACUUGCCAACAGCUGCAACGAGCCCUGUGUCAGGCAGUGCCAGGACUCAACAGUCGUGAUCCAGCCCUCUCCCGUGGUGGUGACCCUGCCCGGACCCAUCCUCAGCUCCUUCCCUCAGAACACCGCUGUGGGAUCCUCAGCAUCUGCGGCUGUUGGGAGUGCACUCAGUGCUGGAGGGGUCCCCAUCUCCUCUGGAAGCUCCUCGGGAUUUGGGAGCUUUGGCUAUUCAGGCCUGGGCAGUGGGUACAGACCGGCCCCCCGCCGCGACAACAACUACCCCUGCCGUCGCUACAACACCUACCGCAGUGGCUUCUAUGGGCCGUGCUAA